Molecule: messenger RNA, 772 nt
Organism: Egretta garzetta (little egret)
Lineage: Eukaryota; Metazoa; Chordata; Aves; Pelecaniformes; Ardeidae
Gene: LGALS3
Product: galectin 3
Exons: 4
Biological process (GO): neutrophil chemotaxis; eosinophil chemotaxis; positive chemotaxis
Cellular component (GO): immunological synapse; nucleus
Molecular function (GO): laminin binding; IgE binding; carbohydrate binding
Source: RefSeq, a predicted model, not a curated record
AACCCCGCUCCCUCUGCCCCCCCGCCCCAAGGUUGGCCCUCCUGGGGCAACCAGCCACCGGCUCCUGGGGGGUUCCCGGCGUACCCUGGCCCUCCGGGGCCCUAUCCUGGAGCACCAGGGCCCUAUCCUGGAGGACCAGCAGGACACGGACCCUAUCCGGGAGCACCUGGAGCAUUCCCUGGAGCACCAGCAGGACCGGGGCCGUAUCCUGCCCCAGGACAACCACCCAGUGGCCCUGGAUUUGGGCCCCCUCCUCCGCAGGGGGGACCGGCUCCUCCGAUGAAAGUCCCCUUCGAGCUGCCCCUGCAGGCUGGACUCGUCCCUCGGCUGCUCAUAACCAUCACGGGGAGCAUCAACCCCAACCCAAACAGGUUUUCACUGGAUUUCAAGAAAGGGAACGAUAUUGCCUUCCACUUCAAUCCCCGCUUUAAUGAAGACAACAGGAAAGUCAUCGUCUGUAAUUCGAUGUUCCAGAAUAACUGGGGAAAGGAGGAGAGGACAGCUCCGCGGUUUCCAUUUGAAGCUGGAAAACCCUUCAAGCUCCAGAUCCUUUGCGAGGUGGAUCACUUCAAGGUAGCGGUCAAUGAUGCCCACUUGCUGCAGUACAGCUUCCGCGAGAAGCGGCUGAACGAGGUCACCAAACUCUGCAUUGCUGGGGACGUCACCCUCACCAGCGUCACGCCGACCAUGAUAUAACUACGGUGGCGUCAUCUUAACGCAAACUCAGUGCUCUUGAUACAGCUGUAACAGAACUGCCUUCUUACGUGAAUAA